This is a messenger RNA of Talaromyces rugulosus, 1848 nucleotides long. RefSeq lists its product as uncharacterized. The transcript has 4 exons. Gene Ontology annotation, cellular component: nucleus. Gene Ontology annotation, biological process: regulation of DNA-templated transcription. NCBI's taxonomy places the organism in Eukaryota, Fungi, Ascomycota, Eurotiomycetes, Eurotiales, Trichocomaceae. The coding region runs from base 1 to 1848 and encodes 615 amino acids. The record is from RefSeq and is a predicted model, not a curated record. Gene Ontology annotation, molecular function: DNA-binding transcription factor activity, RNA polymerase II-specific; transcription cis-regulatory region binding.
AUGGGCCUUGCUCUCGGUGCAGAUCGAAGGACCUCGAAUGUCGAUUUGAUGCCAAUUUUAAGCGCGUGUCAACAAGAAGAAGAGAUCAGCCACGAGCUACACGCUUUGCGCUCCGCAGAAGAAAUACCACAUAAAAGAGUCCUCAGUUUGAAUCCAGUCCCAAAUAUUCAAACUGUACCACAGAAGGGUAACAGCACAGAGCCUGCAUUAUGCGCGUCCGACAUCCCAGAACACGCUGUAUCGUGGCUUGGUACUACGGACAAGGACGCAGCCUGUUCCUAUAAUCUGGGUAAACUCAAGCUCGAGCCCGGAACUACCAUUGAAUUAUUCCAAUACUUCGAUGUGCACUAUCGUCCUCAUGCGUUGUUCCUGCAACCUGUGACAUCUCUAGCGGAUCUGCUUAGCAGAUCACCACUCCUUUUUUGGACCAUCAUCCUGAUUUCCGGUCGAGAUCACGAGAAAUUUGUAGGUCUUAAUCAUGAAGUAGCUACUGAGCAUGAGGAGCUCAUGUCACCGCUACUUCAAAAGGCCAUCCAGCGCAUUGAAACCAUCCAUGCCUUACUUCUUCUUUGCAUGUGGCCAGUCCCUCAAUCCAAAUACUUCCAAAAUCCAGCUUGGAACUAUGCAGGCCUCGCGAUCCAUGCCGCAAUGCAACUCCACUGCCAUAGCCCCCUGGGUUCUGGUACAGAACAAAAUGAGUGGCCAGGGUUUGGCUUGGCGACUGAGGGUGAAGUGAAUACGGUGGACCAGGCCCGGACCUGGCUGGGUUGCUUCAGGAUCGGCACUGCAAUUGCAACCUUUUCCGGGUUGCCACCACCGAUUUCAACGCGACAGCGCAUGAGAUCCAUUGAUAAAUCUCUUCUCACCGUAUCAAAUCUAGUACCAUCAUCAUGGAACACCUUAUUUUCGAUUCUUAAGAUUACUGCUUCUGCGAUGGACACUCUCGACAAUAUCGAGGAUCACGCUUUGCAUUUCUCAGUUACACAAGUAUUUAGCGAACAACUGGACGAGCUCAAACAAAGUCAUAUUGACUCGUGGAGAGUAGAACUUGAGAUAGAGUGGUGCAACGCCAAAUUAUAUCUCUUUGCUUUGACAUUCACCACUCCAGCCAAUGCAGACCCAAGCCAAACUACACAAACACGCAUUCAUCGUCAAACGAUACUACAAAAAGCUUUCGAGGUUGCCUCCAGUCUCAUUACACAAUUUAUGAAACUCGGUCAGCUAUGUGCAUCGGACUUGCAUCCCGGCGGGCUGCUCAAAUUCUUACCGGAGCUUUACUUCACAUCUCUUUUCAAUGCAACGACAUUUCUAUUCAGGUUCAUGGCCACUUUUAUGACACUUACAACAGCGCAGGGAAGUCAAGCUAUGGGCUUGAUCAUAGAAGCACACAAGAUCUUUCAGUCAUAUCCAGAACGCAGGGAAUUGACACGUGCGGCAAUACACAUCGAAGCGCUUAUUGAUAUUCUUAAACAAGGCGCUACAAUUAGCACAAGCGAGCUAGUUGUGAAGAACAAGCUGGGUGCGUCAAUCAUGUUUGACGCAAUAUUUCACGCAUGUCGCCAGAGGAAUAUAGACCCGAGGACUGGCAGGCCCCUUGCUGUACAGGAAUGGAGGACUGUAAAUGAAACCUUUGCCGAGAGGCUACCUGGAACUCCUGCACAAAAACUUGGAACGGAUGUUCGGGGGUCCAAUUUGGGGAACAAUGACCUUGAAUCGGAUCAGCGAUUUACGACCUUGGCGGAGCAAAACUCGCAAUGGUGGGAGGAGUGGGAUAAAUAUAUUGAUUUCUUCCAGGUCGGCGAGGAGCAUUUGGACAUGGAUUUAGACCCAUUACUAGAUGGCAAUUGA